CGACAAUGGCCUUCUGCCAACCGCCCAUUUUACCGUCUCUAUACGACCACCAUCAUGGUGUUUCUGACGCUCAGCCAAAAAGUGAAUCAAUUUCUGGGGCCUGCGAUGCUUCGAAAUGGCCUGAGAGCACGCUAUGCUUUGGGACGGGGUGUAGUUCAUGACAAUCCGACGCUCGAUAACUUUUUACUCAUUCCUCUCGCUCAAAAGCUCAUUUCUUUGGAAUCACGUGAGGAAAUGCAACAGGCAACGCUACUAGGAAAGGUGGCACCCUCCUGGUUGGAGAGAAUUUUUAGUCGCAACAGCCAAAAUGAGGAGGAAGACGCGACACCGUUGGUAGAUGCAGAAAUUCGCGUCAAAGUGCUGGAACGCUACCUCCGUCCGGUUCUAUGCCGCAACAAUCGUUGGAGCGAGGUUCGACGUUGGCAAUUCCAUCCCAGAUUUCUGAAAUGGGCCCGGGCAGAAUAUUUGCUGGCUCGACAUGGUGAUCAUCUGCAGGCCGUAAUGGGCGCGUUCCCUUCCCUGCAAAAAACACUGCAAUUGCAAGUUCGACAACGUAGUUUUCAAAAGUUGCUCUCUGGCAAAUUAACCAUGGACAGCGAUCAAGAAGUCGUUGAUCCAUCUACGCUUCCUAAGAGUUCUCUCUUGACAAAAGUGCUGGAAAUGGAAUCUUGGACUGGGCAGAAAGAUACGUCUGCCACCAGUGCUAGGAUGAAGCAAAUCGCAGAAAGAGUCGGCGGUCAGGUACUCGAGCUGCGUGGUGGCGGACUGCGCUUUGCCACCGUUUCUCAGGAAGCGGAUCUUUCCGCGCUUAGUUUACAGGAAAUAUUGGAGCUAGCGGGUGGACAUGUUGCCAAUUGUGGUCCAUUCAACACACUUUGCGAAGAAGCCGAUAUUUACCAGCUGUGGACGGAGGAAUACGUCGAAGGCUUGGGGUCGUAUUUGCGCAAACGGACGGAACAGUACCAUGGAGAUACUUUGGUCCUAGAUGUGGGGGCAGGUGAUGGACUGCUGGCCAAGUAUCUACGCGACUACUUCGAAAAGGAAUUCACGUCACGCAAGACGCCAGCAAGGCAGAGAAAGGUAGUUCCACGGCCGAGACGCGGGCUUCCUUCCCCGAAAACCCCUACAAUCAUCGCAACCGACGACGGUAGCUGGAGAGUGUCAGAAAAAGCUCCCGUUGAACGCAUGUCUGUUGAAGAGACUUUGGACAAAUUGAUUCAGUCAGAUAAGGCACAACAGGUCAUCGUUUUGUGCAGCUGGAUGCCCCUAUCGGAAGAUUGGACAACCUUGUUUCGAUCGCGAAAUGUCGGCGAAUAUAUUUUGAUUGGUGAAUAUGACGAAGGACAGUGUGGCGACAAUUGGGAAACUUGGGGAAAUCCAAGGUUUCGUUCAUCCAUAGACGAAGAGUGGGAGGGUUUGGUCCAACAAGAUGAGAUAGAAAACGAACAGUUCCAGAUCCGUCCAGCGGAUACACCAAAAGCUCCGCACCAAGCGGACGGUUACAAGCGCCACGAACUUCGAAGUUUGCGACCAUAUCAAUUUUCAAGGUUCGACUGUUCCGUGUCGAAAGCAGGUGGCACAAUUAGCUUCCGUCGUACCUAG
Molecule: messenger RNA, 1602 nt
Organism: Phaeodactylum tricornutum CCAP 1055/1
Lineage: Eukaryota; Bacillariophyta; Bacillariophyceae; Surirellales; Neidiaceae
Exons: 1
Coding region: 55-1602 (515 amino acids)
Source: RefSeq, a predicted model, not a curated record